This is a messenger RNA of Blastomyces gilchristii SLH14081, 4131 nucleotides long. RefSeq names its product exosome complex exonuclease exoribonuclease. Gene Ontology annotation, molecular function: RNA binding; endonuclease activity; 3'-5'-RNA exonuclease activity. Gene Ontology annotation, biological process: rRNA catabolic process. Bases 663 to 3776 code for a protein of 1037 amino acids. NCBI's taxonomy places the organism in Eukaryota, Fungi, Ascomycota, Eurotiomycetes, Onygenales, Ajellomycetaceae. The record is from RefSeq and is a predicted model, not a curated record. Gene Ontology annotation, cellular component: cytoplasmic exosome (RNase complex); nuclear exosome (RNase complex). The transcript is spliced from 3 exons.
AAACCGUGGUAGGAGAUGUGAGGUGGAAUAUCUGCUGCGCUGUGCUAGGGAAAGCAAGCCUCCGCGCUCAGGCGGCGGUAUAUUCAGAAUCACCUUUGCGCUAGCAUUGACUGCCUUUUUAACCAGGAUUUGACAUCGGGAGAGGUUGUGCGCCAGGUUCCCCGUCGAGCAUAGUUGUCCGACAGCCUGUGUAUUGAAUUAAGUAUAAAUACCUCAUGAUGCGAGCAAGGAACGUACAACAAUUGUCAUAGUUAUGAAGUGUUUUAGCCGUCACAUAUAGAUCACUAAAACUAUUGCGAACUAAAGAAAUAUUGUCAAUUCAUUCAAAAGUUGAAUCGUUACCUGAAUAUCUGCUGCUGGGAUCGGAUCGGCAUCGGUAAACGCUGCCGCGCGGCAGGUAGGCUGCGGCAUCACGUGAUACCAAAGCGCAACGCGGAAAUUAAAAUAUCGCGAACAGCUUCAUCGAUCUGGCCCAGCAACCCCACCCUGAAAAAUUGAAUCUAAACCGUUUGUCGACGGAUCGCCUUUGUCUGUUAGACCCCGCUAUCGGAGCUCCGGGAACAGCUCUACCUCAGAUUUGAAUUAGGUCGGUCCGAGUUUCAUGAACAGAGUGUGGCUCCCGGAUACCGUAUGUGAACGGGAGACUGUAUAACAAUUCUAAGAUGAAAAGUUUGCGGAGGGAUCACUCUUCGAACCCGCUCGCCUCUAAUGUCUCAAGCAAAAUCUUCGUGAGAUCGACAAAGAGCGGCAAGGUUCAGAAGAUUGUUAGGGAGUUAUAUCUGAGACAAGACAUCCCAUGUUCUUCGAAGAUAUGUUCCGUGUGCUUGUCAUACGCGCCGACUGAUGCUAACGGGAAUGUUACCCCAUUUGUACUAUCUGAGCGACCAGCCGGUACGAAGUCAUUUCCCCGAGGCCAUUAUCUAAUGCCGGAUACGAACGCCCUCCUCAAUGGCAUGGAUCUUUUCGAACAGACGGGUUCAUUCUACGAUGUGAUUAUUUUACAGACAGUGCUAGAGGAGCUAAAAAACCAGUCCCUCGCAUUAUAUAACAGACUAAUAUCCUUAAUCCGGAGCGAAGAAAAGCGAUAUUACCUCUUCUUUAACGAAUUUCGGUUGGAAACCCAUGUCAGGAGAGGCGCAGAGGAAAGCAUAAACGAUCGAAAUGAUAGAGCUGUUCGAACGGCAGCAAAGUGGUACCAGGAACAUUUAGGCCAGGUAGUGAAGAGAAACCAAAAGGAGCAGACCGCCCCAGCCAUUGCCAUGAUUACCGAUGAUAAAGAUAAUCUCCGCAAAGCAGAACAGGAGGGUGUUACGGCUAUGUCAUUGUCUGAUUAUGUAUCUGGCCUCGAGGAUUCCGAUAGGUUGCUUGAUAUGAUUAACGAAGCUAAGGCCGCCCAUGAUUCGAGACCGACGAGGGGCGAACUGUUUUACCCCGAGUAUUACUCUAUGUCGAAACUGAUGACCGGUCUUCGUGCGGGGACACUGCACCAGGGCGUUUUCAACGUUUCGCCUUACAACUAUCUCGAGGGAUCGGUGCAAGUGGCAGCAUUUGACAAGUCCCUCCUCAUCCUUGGCCGAGACAACAGUAAUCGAGCGAUCGCGGGAGAUAUAGUGGUGGUCGAAGUUCUUCCAAGAGAUCAAUGGAAAGUGCCAUCGACGAAAAUCAUUGAUGAGGAGACAGUCACUAAAGAUGAAAACGCUGAAUAUGACGAGAAGGAAGCUGUGGUAACGGAAAAGGAGAGAAGAGCGUUACAGGAAGAGGUUAGGAAAGCGCACGGAAAGACCGCGGAGGGUCGACCUCAGCCAACAGCCCGUGUGGUGGGAAUCGUUAAAAGGAAUUGGCGUCAGUAUGUUGGAAACAUCGAUAAAAUCUCGUCAGGAACGCAAGAGCAAUCUGGCAGACGACAACAAACCGUAUUCGUCAUACCCAUGGAUAAACGGAUACCUAAAAUUAGGAUACGUACGAGACAGGCGCGGGAGCUUUUUGGCCAGAGGAUACUGAUUACAGUUGAUGCGUGGGAUCGCGAUUCCAGAUACCCAACAGGUCAUUUUGUACGAUCUUUAGGAGAGUUGGAAACUAAAGGUGCAGAAACAGAGGCUCUUCUUCUCGAGUAUGACGUUCAGUAUAGACCGUUCCCACAAAUGGUGCUUGACUGUCUUCCUCCCGAAGGUCAUAACUGGAAGGUUCCGCAAAAUAUGGAUGACCCCGGUUGGCGUGAUCGUAAAGACCUUCGAGAUUUACUUGUCUGCAGUAUCGAUCCUCCAGGCUGCCAGGAUAUAGAUGAUGCUCUCCAUGCUAGACCUCUCCCUAAUGGAAAUUUUGAGGUCGGUGUCCAUAUCGCAGAUGUUUCCCAUUUCGUGAAGCCGAAUACUCCUAUGGAUACUGAAGCGAGCAUGCGAGGCACGACGGUAUAUCUCGUGGAUAAACGUAUCGAUAUGUUACCUAUGCUUUUGGGAACUGACCUCUGCUCUCUAAAACCACAUGUCCAACGUUAUGCCUUCUCCAAUAUCUGGGAAAUGACUCCCUCUGCUGAAGUUGUAUCCUCAACUUGUACAAAAUCUGUUAUUCUCUCCAGAGAAGCUUUCAGCUACGAACAAGCACAAUUGCGUAUUGACGAUAAAUCGAAAACGGAUGAAUUAACGGAGAGCAUGAGGACACUUCUCAAACUAGCUAAAUUACUCAAACAAAAGCGAAUGGACGCGGGAGCCCUUAAUCUGGCCUCUCCAGAAGUCCGCAUAGAAACCGACUCGGAAUUAUCAGACCCCAUGACAGACGUGAAAACUAAAGCCCUCUUGGACACCAACAGCCUCGUCGAGGAAUUUAUGCUUCACGCCAACACAACUGUCGCCGCCAAAAUCUUCAAAUCCUUCCCACAAACCGCCCUGCUUCGUCGGCAUGCCACUCCUCCCCCCUCGAAUUUUGAAGAACUAAUCGCCCAACUCUCCAAAAAGCGCAACAUGACCCUCGACGUGUCGAGUUCCCUUGCUCUGGCAACCUCCCUCGACCGCUGUGUUGACCCAGCCAACCCGUUCUUUAACACCCUAGUUCGUAUCCUAGCCACCAGAUGCAUGACAUCAGCAGAAUACUUCUGCGCAGGAGCCCACGCGGAGUCAGAAUUCCGCCACUACGGCCUUGCCUCGACAAUUUACACGCAUUUCACCUCCCCCAUUCGGCGAUACGCAGACUUGGUCGUCCACCGCCAACUAGCCGCCGCAAUUGGCUACGAAGGACCUGGUGCCUCUCCAGCAGAAGGACUGGCUGCCCGGAGCCGACUAGAGGAUAUUUGCAAGAAUAUCAAUCAUCGCCAUCGCAAUGCACAGUUUGCUGGCCGUGCCAGUAUAGAAUACUACGUUGGCCAGGCACUCAAAGCACGUGGCGAACAAGAGGCGUCUAAGCUUGGGACGGGCGAGGGGACGAAUGCGGGGAUAGAUGAGGAAGGGUAUGUCAUGCGUGUGUUUGAUAAUGGGGUUGUUGUUUUCGUACCGCGAUUUGGUAUCGAAGGCGUUGUGAGGUUAGAGGAUUUCAUCAUUCCCGGAAGUCAGCAGGGGGAGAGGAGGCAGGUUGCGGCCAGACGGGAGAGUGAGUUCGAUGCGGAGGAAUAUUCGUUGAAGGUUUGGGAAAGACAGGGCGAGAGCGGAGCUGGUGGGGAUGCGAAGAAGAGCGUGGUGGUCGACUUGUUUGACAAAGUUAGGGUAAACGUGAGCUCUGUGAAGGAGGAAGGGGGCCGUGGGGCCGGAAAGAGGAGAGUUAGAGUACUGAUUUUGGGCAAAGCUUAGUUUAGACUGGUUCGCCAGGCGUUAUAAUGGAAAGAGUGGAAUUCUGAUCGAGAGAGGGAAAAACCGGUUGAUCGCAGCGACCUCAGCUCUGUAUGCAGGCAAUAAACAUGCCAAUAUAUACAUCAUCCUACCCUACAAUAAUGAAAAAACGAAACUAAAAAUAGAUAAAGUCUUCAUUUUUGAGGUUCCUCUAUGCUAAUUUUCUAAGUCUUGGUGUUAAAUAAACUGAAAUAAAAGAGUAUGUGUGUACAACCCAUAUCCUUCUAUAUUGGAUUCCACUUGGUAAGUUAUAUACUUUUCAAAAAAUGCAAUGCCAUGUCGUCAAAUAUACGCCUGAAUGAAAAAUUAGGUAACA